CACAGUUCCACACACUCUCUCUUUCUCUCCAAUCUCGGAUCACCAUUCGAGCACCACCUUUUCUCUCCCUUUUCUUUUAUUAAUUAAUGUGAUAAUAUUUAAUCUAUUAUUAUUAUUAUUAUUAUUAUUAUUAAUUUAUUAUAUGUUUUUUUACUUUAAUAAAUUAAUUCGAAGAGUCCCCUUCGCUUCUUCCUCUUCCUCUCUUCCGUGCUCAGCCCCUCCGUCGCGCCGCUCGAUGAGCGCCACGUGGCUCGCCGGAGCGUAGAUGAGUCCCCGUCCGCCGUCCGAUCUAUGGACCACCGCGUGGCCCCUCCUCCCUCCUCCUCCGGCGGCGGCGGCGGCGGCGGCGGCUCCUCCGGCGGCGCCCUCCGCCGGCGACUCCUUCGGCGACAAUCUUAGGGGCUUCCUCCUCGCCGUCGCCUCGAGCGCCUUCAUCGGCGCCAGCUUCAUCGUCAAGAAGAAGGGCCUCAAGCGCGCCGGCGCUGCCGGAUCCCGCGCCGGUAUUGGAGGAUACGGGUAUCUUCUAGAGCCGCUGUGGUGGGUUGGAAUGGUCACGAUGAUUAUUGGAGAAAUUGCUAACUUUGUGGCAUACAUCUUCGCUCCCGCGGUUCUCGUGACGCCGCUCGGUGCUUUGAGCAUCAUUGUGAGUGCUGUUCUGGCGCAUUUUAUUCUGAAGGAGAAGCUGCAGAGGAUGGGGGUGUUGGGCUGUGUCCUCUGCAUCGUCGGAUCGACGGUGAUCGUGCUUCACGCUCCCGAGGAGAAGAGCCCGAGCUCCGUGGAACAGAUUUGGGAUUUGGCUACACAGCCUGCCUUUCUUCUGUACGCGGCUUCGGCGGUGGCUAUAUCCCUAGUUCUAAUGCUGCACUGUUCUCCGCGAUAUGGACAAACAAACGUGAUGGUGUACGUGGGCAUAUGUUCUGUCAUUGGAUCUUUGACGGUUAUGAGCAUUAAAGCCAUUGGGAUUGCGAUAAAGCUCACUAUAGAGGGAAUUGACCAGGCGGGUUAUUACCAGACAUGGGUCUUUGCUAUGGUUGCCAUCUCUUGCAUCAUAAUCCAGCUAAAUUAUCUGAACAAGGCAUUAGACACUUUCAACACUGCAGUAGUUUCUCCUAUAUACUACGCCUUGUUCACUACCCUAACAAUUCUUGCAAGUGCCAUUAUGUUCAAGGACUGGUCUGGACAAAGUGCGAGCAGUAUUGCAUCGGAGCUCUGCGGGUUUGUUACAGUGCUUUCUGGUACCGCAAUACUACAUUCCACGAGAGAACCCGACCCGGCUUCCUCAACAGAUUUGUAUACACCACUCUCGCCCAAAAUAUAUUGGCAUAUACAAGGGAACGGCGAAUUCGUGAAGCAUAAGAACGACGACUUGUUAUCUGGGGACUUCAUCGCCAUGGUGCGGCAAGAUUACUUCGUUUAGCAGAAAUUCUUCAGAAAUACAUAGUGGCUUUUAGUUGCUUUAUUAUGUGUUAUUUGUCUCUGUAUCUUCUUAUUGUCAUCCUUGCAUUUGCAUAUAAUGUAGCUUUUUGCUUUUCUUUUUCUUUUUUUUUUUUGUUUCCCCCUUUUGGUCCCUUGGUUAUAUUUUACUUAGGGUGUAAUCUUUUUCCUAUUUUUGGUUUCUCAUUUGAUUGCCAAGUUUAUUUUUGCAUCAGUUGUUCUGUUCUUUUUAGACUUUGCGGGAGAAAUAGUCUAGUCUUUGUGAUUUGAGUAUGUAAAAUUUGAUGUAUUUUGUACA
This is a messenger RNA of Ananas comosus (pineapple), 1732 nucleotides long. RefSeq names its product probable magnesium transporter NIPA6. The coding region runs from base 266 to 1417 and encodes 383 amino acids. The transcript is spliced from 9 exons. Gene Ontology annotation, biological process: magnesium ion transport. Gene Ontology annotation, cellular component: membrane. Gene Ontology annotation, molecular function: magnesium ion transmembrane transporter activity. NCBI's taxonomy places the organism in Eukaryota, Viridiplantae, Streptophyta, Magnoliopsida, Poales, Bromeliaceae. The record is from RefSeq and is a predicted model, not a curated record.